GGCCGCGCCGGGUAGCGUUUCUCUCUAGUGCCCGAGGCAGCUCUGGCUCCGAGAGCCCUUAGCCAGCUCCACGGGGACCUCUGUGCACGGAUGGACCCGCCCGGACACGGCGGGAAGCGGCCUGGCAGGCGGCGGCCCCGGUGGCGUCAGCGGAGGCACUACAGGGCCGAGGCCGCGGGCCCCUGAGGCGCGCGGGCCCACCGGGCCCGGCGGCGGCACCAUGAUGCCGGGCGAGACCCACUCGGCGGCUCCCGGGACGGCGGCGGACCUCUCGCGGUGCCAGGGCUGCGCCUCCCUGCAGCAGAAUUUAAAUGAAUAUGUUGAAGCAUUAAUUGCCUUGAAGCAAAAAAUUAUUAACACAGAUAAUUUGUUAACAGAGUAUCAGAAGAAAUGUGAUGAGCUGCAGUUUGCCAGAAGAGAAAAUAGCACGCUGCAUCAGCAGGUGGAACAGAUGCUUCAGAAAAUCUCUCCUCUGCAGAGAUGUCAGGAAGAGCUGGGAUCUUUAAAAGCAGAGCUAGAAGAGAAAAAGAGUUCUCUAAAGUUGUAUCAGGAUACUCAUCAGGAAUAUGCUCGUGUAAAGGAAGAAUGCUUGAAAACUGAUGCUCAGAAGAAGAAACUAGAAGCCAAGGUGAAGAAGCUGGAAGAGGCUGCCAUCAAACAAAUUCAGGACUUCAAGCAACUGAGGAAUGAAAAGAAAGUCCUAGAAAAGGAAUUUAAGAAGACACAGGAAAGGCUUGAUGAAUUUUCGAAACAGAAAAAUGAAAAGGAGUUGAGAAAUAUCGGAACACAAAUUUCAAGUGAUUCUUACGGAAGCAUAGAUAAAAGAAAAGUAAAACUACUGCUAAAGGAACUGUGGCUCUGUAUAAACACAACACACAGAGUACCUGGUGAAGGCAGCAGAUGUGUCCCAGAAAGGCCAGCCCAAGAAGAGCCCCAACUCAGGGACCCCAGGGAAGCUGGGGUACCGGCUGCGGGAGGAGGCGGCCCUCUGCGAGCCUCGGCGGUGCAGACAUGCCUGGCGGAGCUGUCCAUGGAGAUAGAGGGCGACUUCUCUGCGUGUGAGAAUGUGGAAAGAGAGGGCCUCCCCGGAGCGGCUCCCCAGAAUGAGGACCAGAUUCCUGGGGCUUUAACAAAGCACGGGCAUGACACCGACGGCGCCGACUUUUCUGACCACGAGCGUCUUUUUGAUGAGGACCUUCAGGCCGCAGUGGACUUCUUCAAACUGCCUCCUCCUCUCCUGUCGCCGGUGCCGUCACCCCCUCUGGGCUCGGCCCCGCCCCUGGGCACCUUGCCUUCUGCGCUCGCACCUGAGACCUACUUUGGAGAGUACGCGGAUUCCAGCGAUAAUGACUCGGCCCAGCACAGAACCUCCGCUGAGUCCGCUUCGGAAGCUGAGGCACUGGUGGCUGACGACUCUCCCGGCUCCUCCAGGAAAACUAAAGGACGCGGCGCGCACACGGGAAAGCUCAGACCACGUGACGCCGCUCAGGUUCCUAGUACGUGGAAAGCAAACGAAGUGACAGCUGUUGGGUUUGGGACAUUUACAGCAACACUAAGAGAGCCUUCAGCCACGUACUCCUUGGCUUGUGAGAAACACUGGACAGUGUCAUCUCCUCCUGCGAGUGACAGACACGGGGGCGUGUUAGAUGAGGCCACACGACAAAGGGAGGCGAGGGAGAUGGAGAAGUCAGUGCAAAUGGAGGAGGCGCUUCAUAAGCCCCUUGGAAGCACGAGUGUUGAAAAGCUGCCUGGCAGCCUCGCUCAGGAGAAGGAAGCAGCCCUCGGGAGGUCAGAUUUGCUUUAUUGUCCCCUUGGCCAGAGGCCAUUAAGUGAAUUCCUGGGGUCUGAAGGAAAAAUCAUGGCAUCAUCCAAAUCAGACUUUACUAAGUGGACACCAGCUAUUGAAAUCACUUCUGAAUCAGAUCGUGUGUCUGUUUCUGACCGUCUUCAGGGAACAGCUAGAGAAUCGGGAAAGGGAAGAGGAGCUAUGCGAGGGUUCGUGUUGGGGGAAUCACCUGGACAGGAAGAAGAUGCAGGUGACGUCAUGGCUGUGACAGGGCUUGAUGUCAGUGUCAGAUGUCCUUCCUCUGCAACCUCGGGAGCGCUGUCUGUCUACAUCCAUCCCCAGGCUUCCUCUGGGUUACAGUGUGGUGAUGAGACUCCUGUUCCUCCCGAAGCCGUCCCUACUGCAGUGUGUCACUCAGAGCAAACGUCACAGGCCAAAACUUCAGACACGGCAGGGCAGCAGGCUGAGCCACCAGAGUGUGCUGCAGGAGAACGUGAUCCGGGGACUCGUGUGCAUGCUUUGUGCCCUGAGUUGGGAGUGCCUGAUUUGCACGGUCAGAGCAGCAGUGAGGUGGGACGUGCAGAAGCCGUGAAAAGCACCUCCCAGGUGUGCACACUCCCUCUGUCAGUGUUUGCAAAGGCCACGAGAGGUGGGCAGGGUGAAAACCAAGGACUGCAAGGGGGGCUCACACCCAGCCAGUCAGAUUUCACCCCGCUAGUGGAGUCUCAGUCUGGCUUGAUCAAGCGUGUUUUUGGUUUUGUCAGAAGCACUUCCUGGCACCAUAGUGAUCUUUUGAGGAGAGGAGGUGAAGAAAGACUGAGAGCUAAAUCAGAACACGAGCAAGAGACCCACCACCAGUUACAAAAGGCAGUGGCCUCCUUGGAAAACAGAGGGUCGGCGUCCAAGCCUGACCUCCCUGGAGAAAGUGCCGGUGCUGUGGGCUUCAGGGCUGCUGCGUCCAUGCUGCCUAACCAAGUGUCGGUGAUCACCAAGCAGGCCAGGCCUGAGAGGACGCACGGUGCUCAGCCCGAGCCCCUGAGCCUGCCCAGGAGUGAGCCUGCCUCGGCGACAGAAAGUGUGAGGAACGGGACUGGUUAUGUGUCUUCUAGAGCGAGAUGUGGUGGAGAGGGGGAGGACGCGGCUCAGGAGGUCCAGGAGGUGGCUCCUGUGGAAAGGACUGUUCCAGAAGCUUCCCCUUCUUGGAGAAAACUCGAUUUUAAUUCUCCAAGUGGCUCUUUAUCAGUAGAAAAUUCUCAUUGUUCCACAAAUAGCAAAUUACCUUUCUUUUCUGAAAACACCCCUGUUCCAAACCAAGACGUCAUGAUGGAGCCUGCAGUGCAGGAAGAGAUGCAGAAGCAGAGGCCAUGUCUGAACGCCACAAAUCUGGACACGUCUGGUUUGGGUGGAGAUCAACAUCCAGCCGCAGGAAUGGCAGUGGCAGGAGCCUGUCCCACUGAAGAUGCGCCCUUUGGAGACAGAGCGGGGCCUGAUGGGGAAGGCGCGGCCCUCGCCGAGGACUGUCCUCGCAUUCGGCAGAGCCCGGAGCGGCCCAAGCAGCUGCCAUCGCCGAGUCCUGGCAGUGCUUGUCCUGAAGGCCCAGGCCCCACAGCUGCUGCCUUUUCUUCAGCGACCGGCAGGAAAGAUGAGACACAUGCUGUUCCCCAAAGGAGCCCCCCUGGUCCUCUGUACUGUUACACAGGCCUCCGGGAGGCGGGCGGUGGUGACACCGAGCUGGAGAGCGAGGCCCCGAGCUGCAGUGAGGGUGAAAAUGAGCCUGACGCGGCCCCAGGGGCCCGACCGUGGGGAGCUGUCCAGGCGUCCGGGACGGACUUGGGAGCUGGGGGCGCCGCUGCCACUGAGCCCAGACCGUCCACCGCGCUGGGCUGCCUGACCUCGGCGCUGCGGGACUGCAACAUCAGCGCCCUCCCCGAGACAGACGGCCUGUCCACCUCGGAGGUGGUGCAGUUCCUGGAGAGUUGCCAGCUGAGAGAUUACAGUUCAGGGGACUCUGUUUCAGAAUGUUCCAGCAAAGAAACCCUUAACAAAGAAAUGAACAGAGAGUUAAAGCCAAGUGGAAAAACAGGAGCAAAGUGCAGAAAGCAACUCGGUGAACAAGAAGCGCUCGAAACCAGCGAGGAGUGGCUUGAGUCAGAGGACGAGGAGGGCCCCUUGCGGAGUGCCAGUCGGCUGGCCCAGUGCUCUCUGGAGACGCUGUCCGAGGUGCUGAGCACGAUCGGGCGGGAUCUGCAGCCGGACGCGGAGGACCCGAGCAGGAACGACGUCGCGGACUUGCUGCUGCUCAGUGUGCACGGCGGCGCAACGAGCGAACUCGGGAAAGAGCGCGUCAAAGCCCCAGAAACAGGCGGCUCCUCGCCCCCUUCAGACCCACCCCCACCCAGCCUAGAUGCCCAGGGCACUUCUCCCGUGACUGGGACAUCUAGUGACGAAAACACUCAGCACAUACUUGAGGGUCCCUCAGAUGUGACGAGGCCAGUCGAUGGUGGGGACGGGGUCCUGUCAGAACCGGUGGGGCCCCCAGCCCAGGGCUGUGACUCAGGAGCGGGACAGACAGCCGAGUGCAGUGCUGGUGGUGAGGCGGACAGGACAUUUCAGUGUCAGAUCUCCACAGUGACCGCUGAGGUUAUAAAUGUGCUGAUAAAUAAGGACCAAAAUCUAGUCAUUGAAAAGGGGGACAACUGGACCAUCAUCAACGGGGUGGCUCUCGUGCCAGAUGUGGACCAGGUUAUCUUAUGCGACGCGCCCGGAGAAAUCCCGGCUUCCCCGGAGGGAGGAGGACUGGCAGCUGGCUUCAUGCCCGAUACUUCCAGGGUGACGUCCCCAGACCCCGGUCACACUGGCUCUCCGUUUCAGGAGCCCCCAUGUGGCGGCAGCCUCCCAGGUGCCCAAGAGGAGAUUUCCAGCAGUGGUCAGAGUUCCAACUUUGAUAAAAGUCGUUUGCGGAAUAGACCUGUUAAACCCAGUGUGAGGAUUAAUUCUGAAAUAUAUGACCAGAUCUUUGAGUCUCAGAUUGUUGCAUCUGAUCACACGUAUUAUAACUCGAAACUAGAGCCAUUUAGCAAAACCAAGACUCGAUCAAAGAUUUCAAACAAAGAUCAGUCAAACAAACCGGUAAAGACAUCAGCGUCCAGCAGAGUUGAAAGUGAUCCAAGUGAAGUGUCUCGGUCCCCUUCAGGGGACAGAGGUACCACAAAAACUCCGAAACACCCACCUCAGACCAUUCUUGCCAAUGCUGACACAUCUACUCCCACAGAUUGUUCUGCUGACACUCUGAGUAAAAUUCGGCAGGAGGUGGGGCCCCCUCUGCCGCCCCUGCUUGCUCCUUUGAUCGCCACGCCCCCCAGGACUUCGCGCCCCGUCUCCCCCCUGAUGUCCAGUGCCAGCCCCUCCUCACCUACCUCUCCUGCCAGCCAGCUCUCUCCAUUGUGUGAUAUCCCAGCACCACCCGUGACGUCUCCUUUGCUGGAAGACCCAGGGCCCGUCUCCCCUCUGUGCACACCGCCGUCCCCGUCUGCCGUACCUACUGGGGAGAGGACAUUGUCCUCUCCUUUGCAGUUCUGUGCUGCCACCCCAAAGCAUGCCCUUCCUGUGCCCGGCCGACUGCCCCCCUGCGCGUCGGCCCACACUGCUGUGGCUGGGCCCCAGGAGAAUUCCGUUAAAAUCCUCGACACCAUGUACCCGGAGCUGUCGGCCAGGGCCCGCACGCUCAGCAUCCUCAAAGGUAACAUUCAGCUCACACGCGGGCCACCUGCUGCUGCCCGGCAGGAUUUGCCAGGGCCUGUCAGCGCCAUCACAGGGUUCAAAGGAAUCACUUCCACCUCCACUGCCUUUGUCAAGACUGGGGGCAGCUCGGGCGGUGACUGUAACCAGGAGAAGUCGAGAGACGUGGGGACUCCACAGGAUUCAGGUGGCAAGCGGGCACUGGCAGUGUGUGCACUGAGGAGUGCUAAAAGGCUGCGCCUGGACAGCGAGUCCCCAGACGCAGAAACGGGCAGCGCCACCGCAGAAGGCGUCCAGAAGCACCCCCGCAGGGACCUGCCUCAAGCUCAAGUCCCAGCGGCAGAUGAGGACCCAGCUUCCGUGCCGCGUGCUGGUACAGCUUCACAGCUGCCUCUGAACCCCAAAGAAACCGUGGAGUCGCAUGACAGAGCCAUCGCCGAUGCCCUGAAGAAGAUCGCGGAGUCCUGCUUUGACCUGCUGCCUGUCAUCCGCAGUCACGUGUACGUGGGAAAUAUCUCCAAAAAGCCUGUCAUGAGAGAUGAAGAGAAGGAGGUCGUGUACGACUUCAGUACCGCCAAGAAGCACUUAGCAGAGUGCUUGCUUCACUCUAUUCUCUCAGAACUGAAACUUCAGAAAGUAUCUCUGGAGCACAACUACAUCCAUGCCCUCUGCAGAGUGUACGUGGGUCUUUGUCGGCAGCUUGGAGACGUGGAGAGAGCUCGCUUGUUCUGCUACAGUCUCCUUAAGGAAGAUUUUCCAGAGUCAGAAAAGUUGACUUUGUUCAUUGUGAACAUGUGGCACGAUGUGUUUGUGUCUCAGUCGGUGAUCAAUAAGGCGAUGCAGCUAGUCGCCAGGCAGCGCGCUAAGGGUGAGGUCCUGAGCUGCCUCAGGGCUUUUCUCAGCUGGGAGAAGAAUGCUCCUGCGGACGUUGGCUUCAUGGUUUCUAAGCUGCUUCUGACCAUCCAGUUAUGUCCAAAAACAGAAUUCCAGCUGAGCGAGCGGUUCGGUGAGGACCUGAGCGAUAGCACUUGGGAGUACAUAUUUGCCAUCGAGCUGCUCUGUUGCUAUCAGAAGUGGGUGUGGACACAUGAUAACAUCAUAAGUAAGGAGCUGUGGCCGGUAAUGGAUAAGUGGAUAAAAUACCGAAAAGGACAUGCGAACAUCGCAUACACGCCUGACGUUAUCAUAGCAUCAGUGCUGAGGCUCAUUGGUCGUUUAGGCCAAUUGGGUCUGAAGGAAGGCUUUCCAUCUGCUGUGAAAAAUAUUAGUUCGGUUAUCGGUAUGUUCAUACAGCAUGCCCGGGAUGAAGAUAUACCGUGGGGUAUACAGCUAGCAGCCGUGUACGCUCUUUGUGACUUGAGUCCCAGCAAUCCAGCGGAAAUAUCCCAGAUCCUGGAAGCGUGGCGCAGAGAGACCUCUCACAGCGUCCCGCCGGUGGUGGCCAGCUCCCUGGAGGAAGUCAGCGCAUUGUGUGGGGAGGGGCUCGGCUAAACCCGGCCUGCCGCGGCCUCGCAGAAGUGCCUUCACAUUCUUGAGUACAAACAGAUUCAUCAGCUGUCAGAAUGCAAACUGAGGUUCCAAGAGAAAGAUGCAGAAGAGAGAGCAUGCCAAGAGGCUCUUCUCACUGUGGCAAGGAGGCAGGACACACGAGCAGUGGCCCGGCCGCUUCCCCUAAACCACAUGCAUUUUACUGAAGGCCGUUGUGCAUACAUGACACAGGGAGUGUGUUAACUGUGUCUCGGUCAGACAGCAGACACUUGAACUUAGCCCUUUUUUGCUGCAGAAAGUGUCCUUUUAGCUUUUUAAAAAUGAGUGGCAUUUUAUAAUGAAUUUAAUAUAAAAGCAUUGAUUUGAUUCCUGAGCUAAUUCUGGGCUUUGCGCUCAAAUGAAUGAAUAGGAAAAACUAAAUUGGCUAAAAGAGAACUAGAAGACCCUUCCACUACCUUAGCUGGCAAUGGGCUGCAGAAGUCAUCAAGGGCGAGUGUGCAGCUCGAGCAGAGUCCAGCGGGAGAGCCUUUAGAACUCAGUCAGUGCGGUUUCUUCACAUCUCUAAGUCCCGUAAGCUGUUUAACCCUGUGUCAGGAAAGCAGAACAAGAGCGGCAGCUCGCGGGCAGGCCAUGGGAGCGACGUGUACAUACGGAUUCACAGCCAGGCACGGGCCGAGCCCUGGGCCGUGUGCAUACGGACAGUGCUAGAAUGUGUUUCACAUUCAGUGAUGUUCCACUUCGGAAUUUUAGUAUCUGUACAGAGAAAAUGGGUUUAAUAACUCACCGUGGUUCUGAUUUGUCUUAUAGUCAUCGUUUCUUAAAACUCUUGUAUGUGUUUUUUAUAAUAAAAAAUAAAAGCCA
This is a messenger RNA of Rhinolophus ferrumequinum (greater horseshoe bat), 7873 nucleotides long. RefSeq names its product interactor of little elongation complex ELL subunit 1 (gene ICE1). The coding region runs from base 221 to 7015 and encodes 2264 amino acids. The record is from RefSeq and is a predicted model, not a curated record. The transcript is spliced from 19 exons. NCBI's taxonomy places the organism in Eukaryota, Metazoa, Chordata, Mammalia, Chiroptera, Rhinolophidae.